GGAGUGGCAAAGCGCGUGGACCGUUCCGCGAAUUUCACGGAAAAGUUUGACCGAAAAUCCUCGCUGGUCUCGUUGGUGAUCCGAAUCUGAAUCGUGCGAGAAGUUGGACCAUCGUCAACCAUACGAUGUGACGUCGCGAUCCGUCGUAAGAUCGUUCGGUUUCGUUUCUCGUCGAUCGCAAAAGGUUUGUCGACAACGCAGCGUCUAGAAUGGCGCGCUGAAGUUUCCCUGUAAGAUCGUACGAAAAAAAAAUCUCGAGCGAAGGAAGCGUAUCGAUGCUUUUCUUUCUCUUCGAACCGUGUUUGGUCGACGAAGACACGCCAGGGUCGAUUUAACGCGCGUUCCAAAUUAACGCGACGGAAACUCGUUCUCCUUUCGAGUCUCGGCCAUUCUCUCGAACUUUUUCCGUUCUCUUUUGUCUCGCCGCGCGAAAAGGACAGUGUUUGCGAGAAAGACGAGGGGAAAACAUGAAAAGUACGUUGGAGAAGUGCGACAAGGAAAACCAGCGACCGAUGGAGGCGAGUCAGUUGGCAGACGACGAAAACGCGCAGGAUGCCCAGGACGAAGAGUAAAAAUCCCGCCACUAGCAUAAAGACUCGUCCCCGCGUUUCAUGCGUGUGCUCGUCGCUCUGCAUCAGUGUGAUGUCACCGAGCAAUAAAAAUGCAGACGAGGCUAUAAACGAUGCGUUGUUGGAGAAACUCAGAGGUUGCGCGUCCAAGCCGCAGGAGGCCGGCGAUACGUACAGGAACAUCGCUGCCAAGAUUCAUGCCCGCGUUACAUCCUCAGAUCGACGGAUACGGGAGCGCACGUUGGAAAAACUAUGGCGCAAGAAUUCCGGAGCGAUGGAAAUAUUCAUCGCGACGCUGGAGAACUGCAAGGAUCACGUGAUCAACUAUAGCGUCGCUUGCAUAAUCCACGAGUGCAUAUCGCCCCGUUUUACCAGGGGAAAGUCUAAAGGGAACAAGAACAAGAGUGCCACAAAGUCUAGCAGCCGGACGACGGUGAUGCAGCUGAUCAAUUUAGGUAUCACGCAAGUUCUACUUAAACUUUUAAUUAACCUGCAACAUGCGGACACUAUUUCGAGCGAAGUCCUCACGCAGGAAGUGCUGUGGAUUUUGGGCCAAAUUGCCCAGAGGGACCAGAAGUUCGCUUCGAAGAUGAAACUGCUUAACGCCGUAAAAGUGUUCCACAUGCUUCUGAAACAGCAUUACAACAACAGCAAGAUGUUAUUGUCCCUGUUGCUCAUCAUGAAGUGUCUCGCCAGAAACUCGUUCACCCUUCAGGCGCUAGUGAAGGACGGGAUCGCCAGCACGUUGGAAAAAACGUUUCUUUCCAUGAGCUACACGCCUCAUCUGAAACUCAGAUUUCUGUUAGAGUGCUUUAAAUAUUUAACGACGAGCAAAUUGUGCUGCACGAAGUUCGUGAAGGUGGGGAUGGUUUACCUUCUGAUGAGGAUCUUCGAGAGAUGGGAAAGAUUCGACGGGCAGAUGAGACUGAAAAUCUGUAACUACGCUCUGAUUACUUUGCAACAUCUCUGCAUCAUAAAAGCUGGAAGAAAGGCUAUCAAAGCGAACAAUGGCCUGCAGGUACUGUACCGGUUCUGCAGCAACUGUCCGGAGGAUAAAGCUUACGAUUGUCUCUUGUCGCGUAUAUGCGGGAUAAUCAAUCAAUGUCUGGAGAAGAAGGAGUUGCCGGUACCCGAAAUGUCGCCGGCAAGAUUCGUGUUACCGGAGGCGAACGUCAGGCCGAACAGCGCUGAAAGCGGUAGCGACAUCGACAGCCAGGCGAACAGCGUGGCCUCGCUGGGAAGACUGUACAGCGACCUCGACUCCGGCGACGACGAGGAAAGUCAGAAUUCGAGAUCGAACGACACGCCUAUGCACGCAGCCGACGAAGUGGACGAAAGUAAAUUCUUCGCGGGUGUCUUCACGUCGCAGAGAUCCGAGGAAGAUCUCAACGAGUACAACGUGUUCUUCGAGGAACUGGGUAACCUGCAAUCUCAGGUUUACCUAGCUAGGUCCUCGACGGAACAGUCGUUGGUCGAUCUAGUGGACUCUGUCGAGGAGCUCGCGAACGGUGCGACGAAAGACGAUCCGGAAAAUGAUCGAACGGAGAAGGAUAGCAGACCGAUCAAAGUAUUCGACAACAUGCCAUCGAACAUGACGGAUCAGCAGGCGUACUGCGUGGUGGCGAGCAGAGUGAAAAGUGUCAUCAGUUUCGUGAAGGUCGCGUACCCGGAUCUGGUCGGCGGCGAUGGUCUCGGUAAGGAAGAACCGUUGCACAACAAAGACAGGUGGGUCUGUCGAUCGAAGCUUCUCACGUGCGUUGAACGGGGCCUCCGCGGCGGCACGCUGAUGCAAGAGGUGGUCUACGAUCUCGAUGCUGUAGCCUCCAACGAUGUCGCCGCGGACGGUCAAGUUUCGAGCGACAAGACUUUGUGCAACUGGGACGAGAACAGGAUAGGGAAGCGUUGCGGCGACGCCAAGUACUUGCACUUCGAGUCUAGAUUCGAGAGCGGUAACUUGAGGAAAGUCAUUCAGAUAGGCCCGAGAGAGUACGAUCUGAUCCUGACGCCGGACGUGAACAGCGGCUCCAGGCACCAGUGGUUCUAUUUCGAGGUGUCGAACAUGGAGGCGAAUCUUGCGUACACGUUCAACAUCAUCAACUGCGAGAAAGCGAACUCGCAGUUCAACUUUGGGAUGAAGCCGAUUCUCUUCAGCGUGACCGAGGCCCAGCUAGGUAGACCAGGCUGGGUCAGAACCGGCGCCGACAUCUGCUACUACCGCAACUGUUACCAGCGACCAACGAAAGGGAAGAACUACUUUACGACAUCGUUCACGGUGAUAUUCCCUCACGCUUACGACGUUUGUUACCUAGCGUAUCAUUUCCCCUACACGUACAGCAAGUUGAUGAGCAACAUAUGGAAAUGGACCAAGAGGGUUCCACCGAACGCUUACUUUCGCGCAGAUAAUCUGUGCGAGACGUUGAACGGAAACGAGAACCCUCUGUUGACUAUCACUUCUUUGGAUUCGAAGAGUAAUCCUAUACAGAAUCGCAAGGUAAUAUUUCUGACGUCGAGGGUCCAUCCAGGCGAGAGCAAUGCCUCUUGGGUGAUGCACGGAACCCUCGAAGCACUGCUGAGCAACAAUCCCUGCGCGUCGAACUUACGCGACGACUAUGUGUUCAAAAUCGUCCCCAUGCUGAACAUCGAGGGAGUGGUGAACGGAUGUAAUCGUUACGGGCUGACGAACGAGGACUUGAACAGACGAUGGAGCAACCCGAACCAGGUGCUUCAUCCGGUCAUCUACCACACGAAGGGCUUGAUGGAGUACUGCACCAGGGUCCUGCAAAGACCUCCCCAUGUUUUCGUCGACUAUCACGGCCAUUCACGGAGGAAGAACGUGUUUUUCUUCGGUUGUUCAAGGUCGGGUUCUUGGAGCGCCGCGGACAGGGCGAAACCGGACCAGCCGGUGCAGUAUUUGAUGCUGCCGCACCUGAUGCAAAGAAUAUCCCCGGCGUUCGCGUUGCCACUGUGCUCGUUCAAGGUCGAGAGGAACAAGGAGUCCACCGCAAGGGUGGCCAUAUGGCGGCAGCUAGGUGUUCACAGAAGCUACACGAUGGAGAGCAGUUUUUGCGGAUGCGAUCAGGGAGCGUUGGCCGGUUUACACCUGGACACGCAACAUUUGAAGACGAUCGGCCAGGAUUUCUGCCAGGCUUUGUCGAUGAUGAACCAGUGCGGCGACGACUGGAGCAUCGAUAAGUCCCAGCUAGUGGAGGGCUGCUGUCCGAAGGAAUGCGUUUUUCAGAAAUCCAGAAGGAUUUCGAAAUGCAUUCAGGACAAACCCGCGAACCACCAUAUCAUUGGGAUUUCUUAACAAACGAUUAAGUAGACGAUCUAAGGAUUCCUACGGGAGAACGUAUUCCAGAAGAAUCGGGGUGCAUGGAGGAUGGCAUUUCGUCCAGCUGCGAAUCCGACGAGUCCGAUUUCGAAACUUAGGAAAACUGCAUCUCGGCGAACGGCGCAGAGACGUGAAUUUCCACGCCAAACUUCGUUCUACCGAGAUUACUCGACGCUACCUACCUUGUAACACCGAUCGGAAGACCGUGCAGGUUUUCAUCCGGAACAAUAAAAGUACAACGAAUGUUCUGUACA
Hylaeus anthracinus is the source of this 4154-nucleotide messenger RNA. RefSeq names its product cytosolic carboxypeptidase 1-like. Gene Ontology annotation, molecular function: zinc ion binding; metallocarboxypeptidase activity. Gene Ontology annotation, biological process: C-terminal protein deglutamylation; proteolysis; protein side chain deglutamylation. The record is from RefSeq and is a predicted model, not a curated record. The coding region runs from base 553 to 3876 and encodes 1107 amino acids. Lineage: Eukaryota; Metazoa; Arthropoda; Insecta; Hymenoptera; Colletidae. The transcript has 19 exons.